AUGUACUCACCUGAUUUGGAACUGGAGGAUGAGGUGGAGUAUAUGGACACAUCCGACACACAGUGGAACUGGUUUUACAAGGCAGGGUGUGGUCUCUGGCACAGGGUUGAGGAUCAGCCAGAUAGUUGUAUGUCUAGUGCUGAUCUAGAGAGAAAUUACACCAGAAACCCUUAUGGCGUGGUAAACAUGACCACUGCAGGAGGGACAUUUCUGAUCGAUUUUGCAAGAAGUAUACAGGUCAACUUAGAAACUGGACAAACAAUACAGAUUAAACGCUCUUUUCUGACUGAGAACAGUUUCAGAUGCAAAUGUGAUAAUGUUUCCCCAUCUCUUCCUGCACACUGGGAAAAUGUUGAUCCCAAGCAUCCUUAUCGGGUAGGAGCAAGUAUCUAAUCAAUUAAAUUAAUAGCAAAGUUGUGAAUACCCCUUCUUAAAUUAUUCACCUUUCAUAAUCAGGUAUUUACUGUGACAAGAGAUAGCCGUGAAUAUCAGAAGAUUGAGAGUUAUGUCAAGGAUGUUGGCCUACUGCAGCAACCCAUUGUUUCCAUAUCCAGAAUACAGAAUAUGGACCUUUGGGAAUUGUUUUGUAGGAAAAAAAUGCAGUUGAUGAGGAUAAAAGGGCAGACGGAAAUUGAGGAGCAAAUGUUGUUUCAUGGUACAUGCUUUAAAAACCUGCACUCUAUUUGCACAUUUAAUUUUAACUGCAGACUACCAGACUGGAAAAGACGUGGACAUAUAUGUGGCAAAGGAACCUACUUUGCAAAACAUGCAUCCUAUGCUUCCAGCUAUGGUAACAUCACCAAUGUGGGUACUAAAAUAAUGCUGCUUGCUCGGGUUAUUGUUGGGAGGUACAAAACAGGACGCAUGGAUUAUUGUACACCUAAUGAUGACAGAGAUGAUUACAAAUAUGAUAGUUGUGUAGACAGUACUCCUUAUCCAAAUAUUUUUGUUAUUUUUGAUUCCAAUCAGAUCUAUCCUGAGUAUGUGAUUGAGUAUCGCUGCUACUAA
Misgurnus anguillicaudatus (oriental weatherfish) is the source of this 1008-nucleotide messenger RNA. NCBI's taxonomy places the organism in Eukaryota, Metazoa, Chordata, Actinopteri, Cypriniformes, Cobitidae. The record is from RefSeq and is a predicted model, not a curated record.